Messenger RNA from Thlaspi arvense, 417 nucleotides. Lineage: Eukaryota; Viridiplantae; Streptophyta; Magnoliopsida; Brassicales; Brassicaceae. The record is from the annotation of a GenBank genome assembly.
AUGGAAAAUGGUUCAGGCAACGAAAUUAAUCAGAAUGAUUUACUAGAUGAUUUCAUCAAUCCUUUUCAUGAUUCCUCUACCAGUUUGAGUUUAUCUAGAGAUCCUGUAUCUGAAUUUAUGGAUACUGUGUCACCAUCUCAGGAUCAACCAGCAGGUAAUCUUCCUGAGAUGUUUUUACCAGGCACUAUUAUUCAUGUAGUACCAAAUAACAACGGCAUGGAAGGGACUCUAUGGAAAAAUUGGAGAAUUCCACAGAAGUACAAAGUUUAUACAGUGGACAGAAAUUCUUUCAAGGACAUAAUUGUGUCACCAUCCAUGUUCCUGGAUCAUCUACCUUGGAGGUGUGACUUUGCCUUGCGAAAAGCAUUGGAAGAGAUGAGUGCUCAAAAUCUCUACGAGAGAUCUGACAUUGUGUGA